Messenger RNA from Cyprinodon tularosa, 2900 nucleotides. It is a transcript of the gene tubgcp3, whose product is annotated as tubulin, gamma complex associated protein 3. Gene Ontology annotation, biological process: cytoplasmic microtubule organization; mitotic cell cycle; microtubule nucleation. Gene Ontology annotation, cellular component: centrosome; equatorial microtubule organizing center; gamma-tubulin small complex. The coding region runs from base 113 to 2851 and encodes 912 amino acids. Gene Ontology annotation, molecular function: gamma-tubulin binding; microtubule minus-end binding. The record is from RefSeq and is a predicted model, not a curated record. The transcript has 24 exons. Lineage: Eukaryota; Metazoa; Chordata; Actinopteri; Cyprinodontiformes; Cyprinodontidae.
AUGACCCUCUUAGUCAAAAUGGCGUUGCUAGAAUUGGGAGGCUGCAGUUAGUUCACAUCCAUUUAACGUUUAUAUUAUUUAGGGAGCAAUAAACACGGUAUCCACGGACACUAUGGCGAGUCUGGACCAGAAAUCUCCCAAUGUUCUGUUGCAGAGCCUGUGCUGUAGGAUCACAGGGAAAAGCGAAGCGGAAGUGGCGCAUCAGUUUCAGUAUGCCGUGCGAGUCAUUGGCAGCAACUAUGCCCCCACCAUUGAGCGAGACGAGUUCCUGGUGUCAGAGAAGAUCAAGAAGGAAAUGUUGCGGCAGAGGAGAGAAGCAGAUGCCGCUCUUUUCUCAGAGCUGCACAGAAAGCUUCAGACGCAGGGUAUCCUUAAGCACCGCUGGUCAGUUCUGUAUCUGCUGCUCAGCCUCUCUGAAGACCCCCGCAAACCUUCCGGCAGGGUUGGGAACUAUGGGGCACUUUUUGCCCAGGCCCUCCCCAGGGACGCCCACUCUACCCCAUUCUACUGCACCCGACCCCAGAGCUUGGCCCUGGGCUAUGGGGAACGGAGCGCUGCUUUGACUGGAAGCGUUGGGACCAGUGGAAUUUCCAGCCUAGGAGUCUACACCUUAAAUGGUCCCACUCCGACGCCGCAGUCACUGCUGGCUGGUCAACCCCCCCAGUCUGCAGCUGCAGGCACUCAGUCUCUGGGCUCACGGUUAGCCUGGACUCUACCCAUUAGCUCCUCCCCUUCUACCAUCAUGGCUCCGCCCACGACCAGACCAUCCCUUUGUCCACAAGUGCCAACCACCAGAGCGGUCCGUCCUCACAGAGACGGAGAUCAAGCCAGUGAGGUAAGCGAAGCAGCGUUGGUUCGGGACAUCCUCUUCGUCUUCCAGGGAAUCGAUGGCAAGUUCGUCAAGAUGAACGCCCAGGAUAACUGCUACAAAAUAGACAACAAAGUGGUGGUAUGCAAGUCCCUCAGAGACAUCAGCAGCAGACUGGCUGAACUUGGCUGGCUCCACAACAAAGUCAGGAAGUACACCGACGCCAGAACCCUCGACCGAGCCUUUGGAUUGGUGGGACAGAGCUUCUGUGCAUCGCUUCAUCAGGAGCUGAAGGAAUACUACAGGCUCCUCUCUGUCCUCCACUCGCAGUUGCAGGUAGAGGAUGAGCAGGGUGUGAACAUGUGCACAGAGAGCAGCUUAACCCUGAGAAGGCUUCUGGUCUGGAUGUACGACCCAAAGGUGCGACUGAAAACGCUGGCUGCCCUCGUCGACUUCUGCCAAGGUCGUAAAGGAGGCGAACUGGCCUCUGCGGUUCAUGCCUACGGAAAGACAGGAGACCCGCAGAUGAGAGCGCUGGUCCAGCACAUCCUCAGCCUGGUGUCUCACCCCAUCCUCAACUUCCUCUACAGAUGGAUAUAUGAUGGCGAGUUAGAGGACACUUACCACGAGUUCUUUGUAGCAUCAGACCCCAAUGUCAAAACUGAUCGCCUAUGGCAUGACAAGUACUCCCUCAGGAAGUCAAUGAUCCCCUCGUUCAUCACCAUGGACCAGGCUCGUAAGGUUCUGCUGAUUGGCAAAUCCAUCAACUUUCUGCAUCAGGUUUGUCACGACAGAACGCCUCCGGGCAAAAUCACACCAGCGUCCAAACCUGCCGACACGCCGAAAGAUGCUGCAGAACUGCUGUCUGACCUGGAAGGAGCUUUUCAGGAGAAAAUCGAUGCGGCCUACUUCGACACCAGCAAGUACCUGCUGGACGUCCUCAACCGUAACUACCUGCUGUUGGAGCACCUGCAGGCCAUGAGGAGAUACCUGCUGCUGGGCCAGGGAGACUUCAUCAGACACCUCAUGGAUCUGCUAAAACCCGAGCUUGCCCGUCCUGCUACUACGUUAUACCAACAUAACCUAACUGGUAUCUUAGAGACGGCUGUCAGGGCCACCAACGCUCAGUUUGACAAUGCAGAGAUCCUAAAGAGGCUUGAUGUUCGCCUCCUGGAGGUUUCUCCUGGGGACACAGGCUGGGAUGUCUUCAGUCUCGAUUACCAUGUUGAUGGACCCAUUGCAACAGUGUUUACCAGAGAGUGUAUGGGUCACUACCUCCGUGUGUUUAACUUCCUGUGGAGGGCCAAGAGAAUGGAGUACACACUGACAGACAUCUGGAAGGGACAGAUGUGUAACGCCAAGCUGCUCAAAACAAUGCCAGAGCUAUCUGGUGUGCUGCACCAAUGUCACAUCCUGGCCUCUGAAAUGGUUCACUUCAUCCACCAAAUGCAGUACUACAUCACCUUCGAGGUGCUGGAGUGCCUGUGGGACGAGCUGUGGAACAAACUGCAGCAGGCCCAGGACCUCGACCACAUCAUCGCCGCCCACGACGUCUUCCUGGACACCAUCAUCUCCAGAUGCCUGCUGGACAAUAACAGCAGGUCCCUUUUGAACCAACUGAGGGCCAUAUUUGACCAAAUUAUCGAGUUUCAAAAUGCCCAGGACUCUCUUUACCGUUCAGCUCUGGAGGAGCUCGCCCUGCGGCUACAGUUUGAGGAAAAGAAGCAGCAGAGGGAAGAGGAGGGUGAGUGGGGAGUAACCGCAGAGCAGGAGGCAGCCGAAAAAAGGAGGAUUCAGGAAUUCCAGGAAACCAUACCAAAGAUGCAAUCCGAGCUUCGAAUCCUUACCCACUUCUACCAGAGCAUCGUCCAGCAGUUCCUCGUGUUGCUGAUGACAAGUCCGGAUGAGAGUCUCCGCUUCCUCAGUUUCAGACUGGACUUCAACGAGCACUACAGAGGAACCAGGAGUCAGGGCCAGAGAGCCAAGGCUGCGAGCUUCGCUGGGAACCACCAGAGGGCGACGUGUGUCAAACAUCUGACAUGACUGAGGCAGCCCAGGCAGACGACGCACUAAGUGCCACCUUACAGCGUCG